Molecule: messenger RNA, 2127 nt
Organism: Ceratosolen solmsi marchali
Lineage: Eukaryota; Metazoa; Arthropoda; Insecta; Hymenoptera; Agaonidae
Product: tetratricopeptide repeat protein 25
Exons: 7
Coding region: 1-2127 (708 amino acids)
Cellular component (GO): cytoplasm
Molecular function (GO): protein binding
Source: RefSeq, a predicted model, not a curated record
AUGUCUUCUUCGGCGACAGUGGCCAGGACCGCGCGGCGACGACGCGAGCCCCUUAGCACGCCCAAGCUGCCGAGAGUCUCGCUGUCGUUGGAGUCCCAGGGCGAGCUCAGAGAGCCAGAGCAGGUCGUUGCCGAUGUCGAGACUCGAUUAUGCACCAAUUCCAAGGCGAUUGGAUGCAAGCAGACGCGAGCCAAUCAGCUUCACCACGAGGCCGAUCAGCUGUGCUACAAGGGGGAUUACGAGUCGGCCUUGGUGCUGUACCAUAGAGCGUCGCAGAUCUGCCCUCGCGAGCAAAAUCAUCAGAUCGCCGCUUGGCGCAUCCAGGCGGCAAUAGACUCGGAGGCUAAUACCUCCAAGGACUUUCGCGUUCAAUCGAGGUCAACCCUCCGCCCUCCGCAGAUGUCAGGUUUUGUCUGUCCGGAGGUGGCGGCGCAUAGGGCCCGGGAUGUCGUCGCCGAGUCAUCCGAUCCCCUGCGCGAUAUACCCAGAAUUCUCAGGUUCUUCGAGUCGCGAAAAGACUUUUGGCGCUUACCGAGUCCGAGCAACUCCUCGAUCACCGCUCGCUCCAAGAUGAUGCUGAAGAAGAUGAACAAGUGCGUGUCGUCGACCUUCAUGGAAUUGGAAACAGCGUACGAGUCGGGCGACACCGCGACCGUUCAUAAAUUGGGCGACGUACUCGUUGACCUGGCCUCGGUUUCCGAGGAGCCAAACCGAAAUCAGCUCGAACUUUACGGUUACCUCGCGAGCAAGCAAAUUUCCCUGGGACGGCACGACAGGGCCGUCUGUCUCGCCGUGAAGAUGAUCUUUCUCGCGAGGAGUUGCGGCAAUGUACACUGGAUAACCGAGGCCCUCGUCGUCAUUGGCAAGGUUCAUCUGGCCUUCGGGCACUUGGACGCUCUGGCUCGGGUCUGGGAGCGCCUUGUCGACGAUUUGAAAACGGAGGCGAUUCCGCAAGCUUGGCUCUACCAUGACAUUGGCCGGUGUCAUUUCGAAUUGGAGAACUUUGGUAAGGCCCUCGAUGUGGCGAAACUUUGCUUAAAGAGCGCCAACGCCGCCCAGUCGAAAAAGUGGACGGUACGGGGUCAACUGUUAACAGGGCAAAGUCUCCUGAAACUGGGUAGGUUCGGCGAGGCGGUCAUUGCUCUGAAGAUGGCAGCGAUGGUCGCCUUGGAGGAGGAUUACAAGGAUGAGCAAUGGAUUAUUCGCUACAUCCAGAGCCUGAUUGAUCAAGUAGCUGGUCUAUUGAGGCAGAUAAAUCAGAAGCGCAAGGACGAGUCCGAGUCGUGCAAGAGUUGCGAUGAUGCGACCGAGACCAAGGCCCCGAUGACGAAUUUGAUCGUUAACAAGAUCAACGACGAUGCUUCUAGCGAGACCGAGGAAGAUAAGGAGGCUAGAGUGCCCGGAGCAGCGCAGCUCGCCAAAGAAGAGCCCAGCACACCGAAGCAGCGCAAGCGACAUUAUCGGACCCGGCCUCGCCCGGACAACCAGGACGAUACCUCGGACGAGGAGACGGUCAGCCAGUUGCUCGAGAAGAUAGGAUCGCUGCGUCGCACGCAGACGUCGAACGCGCCGAUGAUGUUAGCCGAUAAGGUUCUUGACAUCGACACCGGUGCGGCCCGGUCGUUGGGUUCGAGCGAGGCUGACAUCGAGGAUCUCAAUAUCGAUAGUUCGCGGACGCACAUUAUCAGGUCGCACGAUUCCAAAAUAAAUUCAGAGGAUGAAAUGACGCUAAAGGCGCAUGAACUCGUAUCCCUGAGCGACUUCUCUUGUAUCGACGAUACGGGCGAGGAGGACUUGAUUGGUUCGAAUCUCGACGAUAUCUAUAUGUCUGAUGUAGAGGCAAUUCAGAGCGAAGUCGAUUCAAUUGAUAUGAGGAGCACCGCCCACACUACCAUCUUCGAGGAAGCGAACGAUAAAUCUGCAACGUACUUUUCACCCUACGACGAACUGACCUUCCCGAGCUUCAGCUGUAGUCUGGAUAGCGAGAGUUUGAUAUCAUUGGCCAGUGAUAAUCAGUGCGAAAACACUUUGGGGAUGUCGAGCUACUUGAAGGGUCUGAAGUCACACGACUUUGAAGAGCUCUGCGAGAUGGAGAAACAUUUCGUUGAAGAUCGUUUCAUGGAUUAG